CUUGCAGGCAGGUGAUAAAAGGGGAAGCCAGCUGUUCUCUCGCAGCUUAAAGAAGACCCAGGACAGAAGUGGAGAGAGAGAUAUACUAAGUUGGAGGGGGAUACACCACUGCCAAGGGAAAUCAGGAUGAAUGUGCCCCUUUACCACUGACGAGCAGAACUGGAAUGAUAUCUUGACCUUUUUCCUGGAAGUGACCAAGUCAGCGAUGCGUGGGGGGAAAUAAUGGCCAAGAACAAGGAUGCACGCCCCCCGACAUUCGCCCUCAGUGUGGUUGGCCUCUCGGGGACGGAGAAAGAGAAGGGGAAUUGUGGCGUUGGCAAGUCCUGCCUAUGCAACCGGUACAUGCGCCCCAAUGCGGACAGCUACUACUCAGAGCACACCUCAGUUCUGAGCACAAUAGACUUUGGGGGACGAGUUGUAAACAAUGACCACUUCCUGUACUGGGGGGAAGUGGCGCAUCGAGGCGACGAUGGGUUGGACUGUAAAUUACAAGUCAUUGAACAGACGGAGUUUAUCGAUGACCAGACGUUUCUUCCGCAUCGGAGUACGAACCUGCAGCCGUACACCAAACGGGCGGCAGCGUCAAAGCUCCAGUCGGCGGAAAAGCUAAUGUACAUCUGUACGGACCAGCUGGGCUUGGAGCAGGACUUUGAGCAGAGGCAGAUGCCCGAUGGAAAGCUAAACAUCGACGGCUUUGUUCUCUGUAUCGAUAUUAGCAAGGGUUGCAAUAGGAAGUUUGAAGAUCAGAUGAAGUUUGUCAACAGCGUGUACUCCCAAAUUGUCAAGUCAAAGAAGCCCAUUGUCAUCGCUGCCACAAAAUGUGACGAGUAUGUGGACCAGCAUCUGAGGGACCUGCAGGCCUUUGUUGCCAACAAGAAGAACCUGCUGCUAAUUGAAACGUCAGCACGGUGCAACAUCAACGUAGAAGUUUGCUUCAACGUCCUAAUCCAGCAGCUGGAUAAAACAAGGGGGAAGCCAAAAACUGUGCCAUACCUGGACGCCUAUAAAAUCCAACGGCAUCUUGUAGCCUCAUUAACUGAUAGAUUUGAGAAAGUGAUGAAGCACACAGUGAGAGAUUACCACACCACGUGGACAACAGUGAGUACUAAUCUGAAGGGGCAGUCUGACUAUGAUGAUUUCAUCAUGUUGGAGGGCACCAGGAAAGCACGCAACAUGUUCACAAAGCACAUUGCACAACUGAAGCAGGAGCACAUCAGGAGAAGGAGGGAAGAGUACCUGACGACGCUACCGAAAACCCUGAACAACCUCCUCAACAACCUGGACGAGGUCGAGCACCUCUCCUGGCCCGAGGCUCAGAGUGUGAUCCGGAACAGAACUGACUUCCAGUACUGGUUUGUCGUUCUGGAGAAAACGCCGUGGGAUGAGACCGACCAUAUUGACAUCAGCGAUCGCAGGAUACCCUUUGACCUCCUCGAAACACCUGAUGGGGAGAGAAUUUACCAUAACCACGUCCAGCACUUGCUGUCUGAGAAGAGAAGGGGGGAGAUGAAAGAUAGGUUCAAGAAGACACUGGAUAGGGUUCAUUUUAUCAGUGCAGGGCAGCCUUGGGAGGAAGUCAUGUGCUUUGUCAUGGAGGACGAGGCCUACAAGUACAUCUCAGAAUCAGAUAGAAGGGAUGUUUACUGUAGACACCAGCAGGAAAUAGUUGAAAGGGCCAAAGAGGAUUUUCAGGAAAUGCUUUUUGAGCAUGCUGAGCUUUUCUAUGACUUGGAUCUGAACGCUACCCCCAGCUGCGACAAAAUGAGCGAGAUCCACUGUGUGCUGAAUGAGGAGCCCAGAUACAGAGCACUGCAGAAACUUGCCCCAGAUAGAGAGUCACUCCUUCUCAAACACAUUGGGUUUGUGUACCAUCCCACUAAGGAGACAUGCCUGAGUGGGCAAAACUGUGUGGAUAUGAAAGUAGAGCAGGUUUUAGCAAACAGGUUGGUGCAGCUGGACCACGGACGCUCUAAUCUUUACUAUAGCAGUGCCAACAUUGAUAAGAUCAACCUCUGCCUCCUGGGAAGGGAGGGUCUCUCACAGGAACUUGCCAACGAGAUCAGAGCUCAGUCCACAGACGACGAGUACACCUUAGAUGGAAAAAUCUACGAACUGGAGCUUCUUCCCGUGGAUGUCAAUUCCACGCUUCUCUUCAGCCAUACGUGGGUCAACACGUUCAAGCCACAUGGCUGCUUUUGUGUGUUCAACUCCAUAGAGUCCCUCAACUGUAUUGGAGAUUGCAUAGGCAGAAUCAGAGCAGAGAUAGCACAAAGUAGACGAGAUAGGUUUGCACAGCCACUUCCGUUCAUUUUAAUCCUGGCUAAUCAGAGGGAUAAUAUUUGCAAAAACAUACCCAUCCUGAGGCACCAAGGCCAACAGCUGGCCAACAAGUUGCAGUGCACCUUCGUCGACAUCCCCUCUGUGGCCUUUCCACGUAAAUUCACAGAGUUCCAGGUUAAGCAGGGUCUUCGAGCGGUACUUGAGGGAUUGAAGCAUAACUUUGACGUCUUGGCUCCACUGCCAUCUAUCAAAGACAUGUCAGAGACAGAUCUUAGGAUAGUCAUGUGCGCCAUGUGCUGGGAUCCUUUCAGCGUUGACCUCAUCCUCUCCCCUUUCUUAGACUCACACUGCUGUAGCGCCGGGCAGCCUGGCCAGAGCAACACACUGAUACUAGACAAGAUCAUCGGGGACAGCAGGAGGAGGAUCCAGGUCACCGUCCUGUCCUACCACACUGCCAUUGGUGUCCGCAAAGAUGAACUAGUCCACGGCUACAUCUUGGUGUACUCUGCCAAACGCAAGGCUUCUAUGGCGACGCUGCGGGCGUUUUUGGCCGAGGUCCAAGACGUGAUCCCUGUCCAGAUGGUGGCGAUUACAGACAGUCAGGCAGACUUCUUUGAGAAUGAUGCCAUCAAGGAGCUGAUGACGGAGGGGGAGCACAUUGCCACAGAGAUUGCUGCCAAGUUCACGGCCCUCUAUUCCCUGUCACAGUAUCAUCGGCAGACGGAGGUUUUUACACCCUUCUUCAACGAAGUGCUGGAGAAAAAGCCGAAUAUUGAGAGUUCCUUCCUUUACGACAGUUCGUCACGGGAGUGCACCACUGGAGCGAGUGAAGACGUGUUCCCCACCUCGCCUCAUAGCCACUCCCCGGCUUACAACACCUAUUACCCAGAAUCUGAUGAUGACAACGAGGCCCCGCCGCCUUACAGUCCAAUAGGUGAUGAUGUUCAGCUUCUCCCCACACCCAGCGAGCGGGCAAAGUACCGCAUUGACCUAGAAGGCAAUGAGUACCCAGUCCAUAGCACCCCGAUUGGAGAUCAUGAGCGCAACCACAAAGUGCCUCCACCUGUCCGGCCCAAACCAGUGUUGCCCAAACCUAAUGUCAAAAAGCUGGACCCCAACCUGUUGAAAACCAUCGAAGCUGGCAUGAAAAGCAACCGUAGGAUCCCACGCGGCCAAUUGACGCACGGUGAGGACGUGGAUGCGUCAGACAACUAUGCAGACCCAGUAGACACCUUGUUGAGGUCCAGAUACCACAACGACGAUAUCUACGCCGUGCCCGAAGACUCCCACAGCCGCCUGGUCAAAAUAAGAAACUCCUUCGGUGGAUUGCACGGCCUCCACGGAGGAGAGGAAGAGAACGGGUUUGACAGAAAGUCUCAGGCUGCGCGGCGGCCAUCAAAAUACAAACAUCGUUCUAAAAUCCUGUUCAGCAAAACGAAGGCCUACCAAAGACGGUUCCAAUCGGACAGCGAUGGCGAAGAGUCUGGUCCUGCCACGCAGAAAAAGAAAAAGGGAAGAGCCCACCGAGGCAGCGAGGAAGACCCAUUACUCUCCCCUGCAGACCCCUGGAAAGGUGGGAUAGAUAACCCCGCCAUCACCUCCGACCCCGAGCAGGAGGACAAGAAGAUGAAGAAGAAGAAGAACAAGACAAAAGAACCGAAGAAGCCCAAAUCUUCCAAACCCACCAAACCUCUGUACCCGCCGACCCGGAGAACUUGGGAAAGCAACUAUUUUGGCGUUCCCCUGCAGAAUCUGGUGACUUCAGACCGGCCAAUCCCGCUAUUCAUCGAUAAAUGUGUCGACUACAUCGAGCGCACAGGUGAGUCGUGCGUUUUCAGCUUCUCUUACAUCUCAUUCUUUUUCUCUUUGUUGUUUGUGUUCCCUUUUAUCUUCGGCUCCUGCCUCUGCGUUCAGGUGCAACCAAGCUCUCCGUGGUGUAACUCUUGGAAG
Molecule: messenger RNA, 4230 nt
Organism: Gymnodraco acuticeps
Lineage: Eukaryota; Metazoa; Chordata; Actinopteri; Perciformes; Bathydraconidae
Gene: arhgap5
Product: Rho GTPase activating protein 5
Exons: 2
Molecular function (GO): GTPase activity; GTP binding
Source: RefSeq, a predicted model, not a curated record